AUGAUCUCCGGGGGGAGCCAGCGGCGGCAGCGCGAGCUGGGCCGCCGGAAGAUCCAGGCACUGACCCGGCGCUGCAAGGAGAUCGAGCAGGUCAACGAGAGGGUGUUGAACAGGCUCCACCACGUGCAGAAGAUCACGCGACGGCUCAAGCAGGAGAGGAAAUUCCUUAUGAGGGUCCUGGAUUCCUAUGGCGAUGACUAUAGACAGAGCCAGCUCACCUUUGUCCUAGAGGACGAAGGCAGCCCCAGCACAGAAGCCCCCACCCCUGGCAACAUUGAGAAUGAGCCUCCAGAGAAGGAGACCUCCCGGCGUUUCCCUGGUCCCCCUCCAGCUGGCCCAGAGCCCAAGAGCCCCUCCCAGGUGGAGACCCCCGUCGGGAAGAAGCGGCGGCGGCAUGGGCGGGAGGACAAGGAGCCGCGGGGCAGGCGGCCACCCCCUGCCCUCCUCUCCAUGGAUGACUUCCCCUCACAGCUCAAAAGCGAGGACGAGUUCCCCUGCGACCAAGACACCAUACUUGGCCCCAGCUGGCCUCCGCCCCGGGACAAACUCCUCCAUUACCCCAAGUUCUCCAGCCCUGGGCCCUGUGCUGAUUUCGACUGAGCCUUCCAGGAACUGACCCUCUGUCUCUCAAGGAGUUAAACCGGGAGGGGUUCUUCCCCCCCCUCCCCCCCCGUGG
Molecule: messenger RNA, 676 nt
Organism: Pelodiscus sinensis (Chinese soft-shelled turtle)
Lineage: Eukaryota; Metazoa; Chordata; Testudines; Trionychidae
Source: RefSeq, a predicted model, not a curated record